UCGAACUUUUCGGUACCGUGAGAAGGCAACCCGGCCACGUGGUAAUGUUAGCCGGUUCUCUGACCGCAUAGACACGUUGCUGUUGUGUGUUGCGUAUUAAAAAUUAAAACAUAAGGAUCAGAAACGGAUUUUCGUUGUUGACAACUUGGCAGUGGUCCACCCUUUGAGGAAUCGUAGUUUCGAGUGUGUAUGUGUGUUCACGGACUAUUUAUUUUUGGAUGUUUGUUGAAUUCUAUGAUGGGUCGUGUCGUUCUUGAAGAAAAUAAUCGUGGAUCGAUCAAGUUAUGGCCCCACCCCAUUCUCGUCAUUUACUAGCGUGGACAUUGCCAACUGCAGUCGUUUUACUCAGCUAUUUGUGGUACAAAAGGAAGAGAAUUGGAGCUCGAAGUGACCCAGGCGAUAAUAAAUCACCUACACAUAAAGAAGAAGUGUUCACAGAUAAAUCUCUAGAAGAAGAAUUGAAAGAAGCCGACGAGCACGACUCUUCUCAAUCUUCGCCGAACAAAACGUUUUCGAGAUCACUCUCCGGGGUAGAAUCGACUCCUAUAGAUAUAAUCAUACCGCCCGAGUUAAGGGCUACGAAGUCUACUCCACGUAUCGUCUCGGACGAAGAUCUCGAUUUGGAAAUCGAGAAGAUCAAGUCGAUGAAGAACGGUGCACUGUUUCCCGCUAAACUAGACUCACCAGUGACCAACAAAUCCAAAUCGUCCACCUACAGAGACAACAAAGAAAGCAAACCCAAGUCGAAAAAGAACCAGAAGAAAGAAGCAGGAAAGAUGGCCCAAAAGGAUAUCGCUAUCGUCGAAGAGAAAUUGACUUCUCUGAAAAUUAGUAAAAAUAAAGAAACUCCCAAAAAGAGGGAGCAUAAACAUAGUAGUAGUAAAAAAGAUACGGAAGAACUGCAACGACAGAACAGUGAAAGAGACUCAGCUAACCACAGUCCCUCCGAUGUGAUGUUGGCUAGCCCUUCAUUGAGCAGUAUUUCAGACAACCACAGUGAGGGCUCCAGUGAUAGCGGCAAAGGAGGCAGCGACGUUGCGACUCCCCCCGCAUCCCGUACCCCAGGAAUUGACGUGUCCAGCAACGUACGAACCCUCUACGAGUUCGUCAUUCCCCAAUCCCUCGUAGGAAAAUUAAUAGGCAGACACGGCUGUUUCGUCACGCAAAUCAAGGACAAAACCAACGCCUUAAUCAUCGUCAGAGCGCAUCCCACCAACAACAAAAUGAAGCUUUGUUUGGUGGAAGGUACGCGAACGGAAAUAGACGGUGCCCUGAAGAUGGUCAGAGAUAAGUUCCCCGCCAAAAGGUAUCCGGAAAUCACUUUGGAAGAAGUCCAUUUGGUUCCAGAAGUACCCACAGUGUCGUUAAUUUCUGAUCAUUUAUACCUAAAAUUGGUGGAAGGCGUCAACAAUGACACCGUCCUCAGCUGUCUCGUCGCCCCCAACCACCUCUUCCUCCAACAACCGACUCAUCCCUCGUAUCCCAGCCUGAACCUACUCACCAAUUGUAUGAACGCCUGUUACACCCAAUCGGAAUCCCCCUUACUCCCCACCCCCAUACCAGAAAACACGAUCUGUGCCGCAUUCUCAGUCAACGCCUGGUACAGGGCGAUGGUACUGUCAUCGGACGAUGAAUCUUCCUAUGUCAAAUUCUUGGACUACGGAGGAUUCGCAUAUGUAGAUAAUUCCCAGCUAAGACAGAUCAGAGGUGACUUCAUGUUGUUACCUUUCCAGGCAGCCGAAUGUAUGCUAGCUAAUAUUAAAUCUGUAAAUGAGGACGGGUCCUGGCCUGAAGAAGCAUAUAAUCUAAUAGCAGAUGUUGCAAAAGGAUCGAUAAUGUAUACGCAAGUAGCAGAUUAUACCGAAGACGGACUUCCAUUGGUAUUGAUCUAUGCAGUCAUAGGAAGCCAGGGUGUAGUAUUCCUAAACCAGCACUUGGUAGAUAACGGUUACGCCGUAUGGUUACAACAGACCGACACUCAGACCCAUCGCCAGGAAAUCACAGAAGGAGCCGUAGGCGGCAUAACGGCAUGAUUCGUCGUGCCACCCUUUCGUUUUUACCCACAAUGGGUCUGUUUUAGUCACUUGGUUAUUCACUAAUCAAGCACUCGUUAUAUAUAUAUUUUUUUCUUGUCGCAAGUUUGUUCUUUAGUCACCGAAAAUAUUUUUAUAUAUAGUUCUCGAAAACAUUUUUUAAAUAAUCGACUUUAACUAUCUGGUAUCGAUAAUUUAGUUACAUAUUUAGAGCAGAGAAAACACUAAAAUGAAAUCAAAAAGUGAUUUUAUUAUACUAACAUACAAGAUAGGCAACUUUAAUUGUUUAACAUUUUGCUACAAAAAGGGUACACAUAAUUUAUUGUGGUUAUCAAAAAACUUUGCAUGCUGUUAUAAAAUACGUAGGCACCACCAAUUUUGACGUGAGAAAUUUAAAGAUAUAACAAACCAUGAAUUAAGUGAUUAACACGUUCACUGCCACGUUGGUCCUGCAGGACCAGCAUUGAUGCUGCCUCAACAGGCUACAUUCGCCCGAUAGGGCCAACAUCUUUGACGGAGAAUUCCCCAAAAUUCUGAGCUGUUUUAAGAAGUUCACUUAGAGACAAAGCUGUCUUAUAGAAUACAUAACAUCAUUAACAGAAGUUAAUAAGCAUUCACUUCUUUGACUCCUUUCUCAACGAUUUCAAGCAGAUGAAAGAAAUAAAUAUAAGCACUUCGUUUAGUUCUUCAAUUGUUCAAUCUCAGAAACAAGACAAUCAAAAGCCGACUUUGAAAUAACUUCCAAUAACAGCAGUACCCAAAAUUUUAACAGGACAGCCUCUCUUAAAGAAUAUACUACCGACAUGGCACAAAUAGUCACUUUUCAAACUAUUCCAGAACAAACUGCCAUUACUGAAACUGUAAUCUCUACAUCGCCCGUACUUCUUAGCAUUCCUCGCCCACAAAUAGUACAAGGGUCCAAUACUUUGAUUAUUUUAAGUCCUGCUCCAUCUGCACAAAAUGUUUUAGUCUCUGCUCCAACUCUGAAAACUGUCAAUUUGCCUCCACCUUUAGUUACUGCAAAUGUAACUCCAGUACAGCGAUGCACCUACAGUGGGAUUGGCAAACAUACCAUCCCCAACUAUUAUACAGAUUCAAGGUGAACUCAACCUGAACUUUUAAAUUCUCUAAACUUACCCCAGGCAGAAACUAUUCCAGUUUAAACCACUCCAACUUCAGCUAUCCACAAACUGAUUGUGUUGACAGUUGACAUAUUAGAUAUAGGUUAUGUUAUGUGGCACCGGACCAAUGGCGCACGUAAAUAAUAACUUAUCUCACUGGGCCGCACUGCCCCAAUGGUACCAACGUUUUUAUAUCACGGCUCACUAGUGCUCAAUGUAAAAGAUAUGUUUGGCGUACUUUUGAAUAACAUGAUCGAAGAGGAUAAGCAAAGGAUGAAUUAAAGAAAGGUAAUAUUUACCAACCAGAUCCUUCCGAUUCCAGACAAUCUUCAAAAGGGGCAAGUAUCAAUGUAAGGACAUAUAUUAAAAAAUAUGUCUGGCAACGAACGUGUUAAAUAAGGUUAUGUGUUAAAAAUAUUAAGAAUAAUAAAAAAAUAUUUUAAGUAAUCCUUAAAUUCUUGUUCAAACACUAAUGCUUUAGCAAUUUUAAUAUUCGAAAUUUCAGAAAUACUAAAAAGUUGUCAAAAAUGUCAUUUGUAUGAUUUUCAGUGUCAUUGUCAAAUGUCAUUUUCAAAUGGCAAAUGUCAUUUUUACGAUUUAAAACUUUGACUACUCUUUAUAUAUUAAAAUUAUUUAACAAAACGCAUAGAAAGAAAUUAAGAAAUUGUGAUUAAAGAACAAACUUCAAACAAUUGAUGUUAAUCUUUAUAUUGUGAAUUAAUUGAUAGUGCAGUUAGCUGUAGCUGUUUUAUCGACGCGAUGAUUUUUGUCCCGCUUUUAUAAGAAAAACUGAUUUAUAUUGUUAACUAGAUGAUUUAAUAUUUUAUGUACUAUUUUAAGGUUAGUUUGCACGACUGUCAAAUAUAGAAUAUAUCCUGACAUUCAAGUUUUACUUGCUUUCUUUAGGUUGGUAGUCGCUAUAGGGGCGUAAUUUUUGUUGUACUAUUACUAUAGGUUGGCGAAACUGCACUUUGUAAAGAUUGCAAUUGUGAUUUUCAUUUUUUUUUUUCAUCAAAUAUCUCAUUCGAAACAAAACAGGUAAAGUAUGUGUUGUAAUUUGUGUUUGGUGUCACAUUAUGAAGUAAAUUCAGAAAAUUUUCAAUCAAAAAUAUCGUACGCAGAAAUGCUAUUUCUGGGAUAUAAUCUAACUUAAUCUAGUUAAAUGAGAUUAAAAUAGAUAAUAUUAGUGUAUCAGUAGAAAAUACUAACGUUGGCAAUCUCUACGUUGAGAAAUAAGAAGAAAGUCUAGUAUAUGUGACACUAAGAGCUGACAUCUAGUGACUAGUUGCGGCUUCCUAAUGUGAUUCUAAAUAUACACUUCUCUAACUUUAUAAUUAUCCUAUAUAAAUUAUGUAAAUAUCUACAGGCGGACUGUAAACUAGUUUAUAUUUAAUUUAUUUUUUUCUUAUUUCAAAUUAUAGUGCUAAUGGACUAAAAUAUUUUACUGCUCAUCACUAUUACUGGAUCUAUGUAUUUCUAAAUGCCAUAUUGUGGUCCUUCGAACCGGAUCAACGUUUAACGUUAAAUGAGGUUUGCUACAAUGUAUCUGUACAUUAAACCUGAGCCCUAUAGUUGCUUUGUUUCAUCAUGCUCUAUUCUGAUUUCACGGAAACAUGAGAAACUAAUGUACUUACUUAUAGCUUAACACUAUAAUGGAAAGAUGUUACCAAUAAUAUAAUCUCAAUAUAUAUUUUAUAGCGAAUUAGACGGCUUAAAUUUUUACUCUGCUCCAAUUUUUUUUUCCUUUUACUAUCGACCUCUAUAUAUCCAAAUCUUUUCUAUCCCUUCCUUCACAUCAUUGUCCUACUAACAAUGAAAAUAAAAAUUGGUUCGCCUUUUCACUAUAUAAUAUUAAAAAGAUUCGUUUUUGAACGCAUUUACAUUUUGUUUACUGUUUUUCACCAUUCUCACAAUUGUUUCUUUAUAUUGUUUUUUCUCCUUCAAAUUUUUGAUAUAGCAUAAUUUCUGAUAACCUGUUUCAGCUUGUCCACUGCUAGUCCCCCUGUAAGUAACAAGAAACUAUUUUAUUAAAAUUUUCAAAAUCUUUUAUGACUACACUUUAUAUUACCAACCUUAUAUUCUAGUUUACAAGUCUUUGCUUAAAUUAUCUCCCCAUCUUUCGAAAUGGUACAAAAAUAUAAAACAGUUUAUUAUCUAUCACAACAGAUAUUCAUUAUAAAAUAUCAAAUUUGAGCAAGCUAUAGAUACACUAGUGUUAAAAACACAUCGUGGGUUGUUUUUGCGCAAAUUUAAAACGUUAUUCUUAUAUAGAUAGGUCAAAUGCUUAUCAUUGUAACUGUUAUUGCAAAAAAAUCUUUUUGGAAAGAUGGGAGGCUAAAUAUAAUAUGAACCGUAUUUAAAACCCGUGAAGGAGAAGAAUUUUUGACUGAUCCAGUUUACUUACAUUACGAAUAUUCUAUACUUUGUGUUUUGCUCAAACUAUUCGUAUUCUUUGAGACACAAAUAUGAAAUAGACGUACUCAAAACAGUUCCAAAAUGAUCUUCCAGAUGUGAGAACAAGGCUGGUAGGUUUACUUUGCAUUAUUGCCAACAUUAUUUGAAGUAUGUAGUUUUUGUCUGUUAAUUUUAUAUAUUUGAAGCAGAAAUGAAAUCUAACUGAAUGGAUUUGGAAGAUGCAUCUACUAUUUUUCAAUAUACUAGUAGAGUUAUACAGAGUGAGUCUGUAAUUUGGAAUACAUUCAAUAUCUUAAAUAUUAAUCGUUUUUUUUUAAAUGCUCAGACUCAUCGAUUAGUAUUUCAAAUUGUCCUUUUUGACAUACAAUAUUAAUAUAUACAGGGUGUCCCAAUUUAGAGAUAUUAUGUCAUCGUUGAUUUGCUUAAAUGGCAACACUGACAUUUUGAUAGCUAUUUUGAUCGGGUGUGUAAAGUUAUACAUAACUGCAAAAUAUCAAAUUUUUAUUCUUUACCAUUUACAAAAUAAUAAAAAAUAAAGUUAUGUCUGUGAUUUGGAAUAAAUUCAAUAAUUCAAAUAAUAAUUGUUUUUUUUUUGAAAAAUUCUCAGACCCGUCGAUUAGUAUUUCAAAUUGUCAUUUUUGACAUACAAUAAUAAUGUUUACAGGAUGUCACAAUUUAGAGAUAUAACGUCAUCGUUGAUAUUCUUAAAUGGCAACACUGGUAUUUUGAUAGCUAUUUUGAUAGUGUGUGCAAAGUUAUACAUAACUGCAAAAUUUCAAAUUUUUAUUCUCUACCAUUUACAAGAUAAUAAAAAAUAAAGUUAUGAAAAUCAAGUAAUCAAAUAAUAAUUUUAAUAAUCAUUUCAAUUAAGCAAAUGCUCAUAAUGUUGCCCUCAAUUAUUGUCAAAUAGUCAAUGGCCAACAUUAUGAUCAUUUGCUUAAUUGAAAUAAUUAAAUUCAAAAUUAUUAUUUGAUUACGUGUUUUUUAUAACUUUGUUAUUUUUUAUUAUCUUGUAAAUGGUAGGGAAUAAAAAUUUGAAAUUUUUCAGUUAUAUAUAACUUUACACACCCUAUCAAAAUAGCUAUCAAAAUGACAGUGUUGCCAUUUAAGAAAAUAAACAAUGACGUCAUAUCUCUAAAUUGUGACACCCUAUAUGCAUUGCUAUUGUAUAUCAAAAAUGACAAUUUGAAAUAUUAAUCGACGGGUCUGAGCAUUUUUCAAAAAAACUAUUAGUAUUUGAUUUAUUGAAUUUAUUCCAAAGUACAGACAUAACUGUUAUUUUUUAUUAUCUUAUAAAUGGUAGAGGAUAAAAAUUUGAUAUUUUGCAGUUAUGUAUAACUUUACACACCCUAUCAAAAUAGUUAUCAAAAUGACAGUGUUGCCAUUUAAGAAAAUCAACGAUGACGUCAUAUCUCUAAAUUGGGACACCCUGUAUACAUUAUUAUUGUAUGUCAAAAAGGACAAUUUGAAAUACUAAUCGACGGGUCUGAGCAAUUUUCAGAAAAAAACAGUUAGUGUUUGAGAUAUUGAAUUAAUUCCAAAUUACAGACUCACCUGUAUAUACAAAUUCAGCAAUUUAUAGUAGUUUUAAAUAAGGUUACAGUGAUGUGUGUAUCAGCAACAAAAUGGAGGAUAGUAAGUUACUGUUUCUUGAUAUUAAUGUGUUAGAGACUCAUUUAACAUUUAAAAAAAGAGCUAAAGUAUCAUUCAUAAAAUACCAAAAUGUAGAUACCAUUCUAAAGUGUCGUCGUGCUAUUGGAACGCUUUUUGGGUACGUCUAUCGAAACUUGUAUUAAACAAAUGUAUAUAAUUACUGUCCUUUGUGUUGUAUUUAAUUAUUGGUAACGGUAAAGCCUGUAUAUAUUUGUUUGGUUCGAUUUAAACCGAUGGCGCAGAUGUUAUUUUUUUCUUUGAGAAUAUAGUUUUAUUUUUUAGUUGAUGCUUCGGUUUUGUUGAUGAGUAGCAGAAGUUGGUAGUAGCUUCAGACAUGCAAAUUACUGAAUUUGAGUUGAUACGUGCACCGAAACAACGAUUUAUGUUACAUGUUGCCAAUAUGUAACAUAAAUCAUUGUUCCAGUGCACACUUCAAUUAUCUAAAUUUAGGAAAACUACAAAUUUUGAAUAGAAAUCGUGUGUUAAGAAAAUGUAAUACAAAUAAAGGACAAUUCUUGUGUUAAUAGGAACAGUGGCUUGAAAGACUGUCGAGUCCUAGACUGUGAAUAAAAGUGAUCUAAAUCGCCCUGAGGUCUUCAAAAUGUGGUGCUAUAGUAGAAUUUUAAAAGUUUAUGGUGGAGAAGAUUCGAAACUCCACAAUAUACUCUAAGAGGCAGCGCUGAAAAAUUUCUCUGAAUUUACUAAAGCUGGUUAUUUCACAGUUGAGUACUGUGAUUGUGUAGAGAAACAUACAGCGGUAGGUCAAGCGAAACAUAGAACAGGUGGUACUGACAGCUUGUCAAAGUUGCUUACUUGCGGAGGUAAUUAAAUCCAUUUAGUAAGGCUGAAAAUCAGUACACACAUUCUAAAUUGAAUAAGAAUAAAAGUUAUUAUAGUCGGUCAGCUGUAUGAUGGGACAGAGCUGGUCGGUCGGCCCCAAUGAAUGUACAAUGUUAUUCACUAUAUUUUGACCCCCCUCUAAACUGCUGUAUUUACAGAAUUAAAAAAAAUGUAAAAUACAAAACUUAAUCAAUUUUUAAAUUAUGAUUUUUUGACAUAUAUACCAUACUAAUGACGUCAUCCAUCUGGGCGUGAUGACGUAAUCGACUAUUUUUUUUAAAUGAGAAUAGGGAUCGUGUGCUAGCUCAUUUGAAAGGUUAUUCAGUUCCCUAUUCAGUAAUAUAAACAUUAACAUGAUUGUUUAUACAGAGUGUCAAAAAGAAAUUUUUUAAUUAAAAUAAUUGUUUAAUUAAUAAUUCAAAACAUUUUUUUGAACACCCUGUAUAAAUAACGAUCUUAAUGUUUAUAUUACUGCAUAGAGAAUUAAAUAACCUUUCAAAUGAGCUAGCACACGACCCCUAUUCUCAUUUAAAAAAAUAGUCAAUUACGUCAUCACGCCCAGAUGGAUGACGUCAAUAAACGCUAUUAUUAUUAUUAUACGUCAAAAAAUCAUAAUUAAAAAAUCGAAUAACUUUGUAUUUUACAUUUUUUUCUAAUUCUGUAAAUAAAGCAGUUUAGAGGGCGGUCAAAAUAUAGUGAAUAACCCUGUACAUUCAUUGGGGCCGACCGACCGACUCUGUCCCGUCAUACAGCUGACCGACUAUAAUAACUUUUAUUCUUAUUCAAUUUAGAAUGUGUGUACUGAUUUUCAGCCUUAGUAAAUAGAUUUAAUUACUUCCGCAGGUAAGCAAGUUUGACAAGCUGUCAUUACCACCUGUUCUACGUUUCGCUUGACCGACCGCAGUAUGGUUCUCUACACAAUCACAGUAAUCAACUGUGAAAAUACCCAGCUUUAGUAAAUUCAGAGAAAUUUUUCGACGCUGCCUCUCCGUAUAAUACUAGAACGUCUCAGCAAGACUACUGAGAUUAUAAAGAACAUCAAUAACAGAAAGCUGGAGUACUUAGAACAUGUAAUGAGAUGUGUCAAAUAUGCUAAAUAAUGUAAUGAGAUGUGUCAAAUAUGCUAAAAAAUAUGCAAGGGAAAAUAGCAGAAAGAAAAAAACUUUAUAGUUGAAAAACUUGCGUGAUUGGUAUAGUAUUGAUACAAGCAUUCUAUUUAGGGUGGCAGUCAGUGGUGUCAUGGUGCGGGAACGCCGUUCCGGCACUGGUUAAGAAAAGAAAAAAAAUAAAUAGAGAAUUUGGGUUUUGUAAACAAAAAUUAGCAGUGCGUUCCGGCACUGCUAAUUUUGCCAUGACACCACUGGUGGCAGUGAAUAAAAUUAAGAUAGCUAUGAUGGUAACCAACGUUCUGAAAGGACUUGGUACAUGAAGAAGAAGAAGGACUCUCAUCACCACUGUUAACACCAUUUUAAAUAAUGGUCAAAUGAUGUGACAUCACAUGUGAAUUUAAUGAACUACAGUAGAACCCCGCAAAUCCGAACUAAUUGGGGGGACAGCCUGUUCGGAUUCCGAAAAGUUCGGAUUAUCCGAAAGUUAGCCUUAACUAGUAGUUCAAAGCUUUCAUUGUGAUAUUGAGUAGCCAAACGUUCUCGCAAGAGUGUGGACAAUAUUUUUGGACUCCAAGUUGACUACGAGAGAACCAAAGUAAGUUUGUGUUUAACCUUUAUAAACACUUUAUAAACCUAUAUAUUAAAGUAUAAUAUUUAUUUUUAAGAAAUUUUAAAUGUCAAAGUCCUAGUAAUCCUACAUUGUCCAAUUUUCUGGCUUUACUCUGUAUAAUAAACAUGUUAUUGUUCGGAUUUACGGGGUUCUACUGUAUAUCACCCAAUUAUGAAUUAUUGCCAUAAAGGAAGAUAAUAUCUAGACUAACAGUUCUGAAGUAAGGAAAGAUGGAGUAAAGAAGUGAUAUCUGAAAAUAGAAUACAAGCAAAAGAAAUAAAGGAAGAACGAUAGUAAGUUAAGGAGCUGAAAUAGCCAAAACAUUGUAUAAAAAGAAUGUUAAUCAGAAAAAUCUUGAGACAUAUCGAGGAACUGUUAAAUUAAGUCUGGGUACAAGUUGAGUUUUAUCUAUUGAUAUUUUGCAGAACUAGAGAAAUAUAAGAAAAAUAUUGUAUCUGCUUCUAAGACAAAUGCAAUUUUACAGGAAACGUACAAGGAAAAUGAGAACCAGGAAGGCGAAGGAUUUUCCGACUGAAAAAUCUACAUAUUUUAUGUGGCUCAACACAACAGCCACAAAUCUUUUCAGAGCAUCAGUUUGCAAAGUACAGAUUGCCAUGAGGGUCGCCAACAUCCGAAACGAAUAAGCACUACGAGAAGAGGAAGUCUUACAUUAUUAUUGCCCUUAUCGUGAAAUUUCACAAAAGUGAGUGUAUCGAAAGAAAAAAAAAAGAAUAUGUUUGGUUUAAUUCUCUUUUGAAUUGUUAUUACUGUUUUUUUAUGUACAUAAUCGUAGAAUUUAUUGCUUUUAUUAGUAAUUUUGUGUAAAAUUAUAAUUUUACCAUAUCUUAAGUUACUACCAACUAUGUUCUUUCUUUCUUUUUUAUUUCUUCAAAUUUCUUUCCUCACACACAAUUUUACCAUCGAACUAUGAAGAUUUGUCGAAAUUUGUCGUGUCGGGAGAUGAAUAGGUUAUAACUGCUGUAUUUUUUUUAUUUUAUUUUUUUAUAUAAGAUGACUUAUUGCUCUUAUUUAUUGAUACCUAUAUAGAUGUAUAAGUGAAUUAAUCAUAUUUAUUAUGUAAAUAAAGCGAAACUUCUAUUAAAAGUGUCAAAAUCGUAGUCAUGUAAGUGUUUUCUGGGUAUUUAUCAUUGUUGCUUAACUACUUACUGGAAAUAGUCAUAACUUUUGGUCUCGUUCUGUUCUUCUCAUUCUCUUCAAUCUUGAACAUCAGUAGCUUGUCCAAUCUCAAAUUUUUUAGGCGUAUUUUUUUACAUCAUUUUGCAUUUAGUCAUCUUUAUCCUUCGUGACAUAUUUUUGUUGGUUUUUGGGUCUGUCCACAAGAUGUUUAGUACAGUAAUAUAUAACGAAGAUACAUUUUAACCAGACAAAAUCGAACAUAUAGUGAAUUUUUUAUCUAUUGAACGCCUGAUAUUGUCAUGUUCUAUUCACAACUCUUCUAUUUGAUUUAUUUCUUCACUACAAAUAUGUACUAUUAUAUAACUUUGAUGAAAUUAAUUUACUAUUUUGUUAAGCAGGAGUAUAAAAGGUGUUGUUUCCUUUCUCUACAGUGACAUAAAGUGUAUUAAAUUUGUGGCUAACUGAACGAAGGAUAGAAAAUUGUUAGAUAAGUUUUGAUUAUUUCCAUUCUUUGAAUUGACCACCAUUUUUCAAGUAUCUACUUAGUUAUUUAAGAGCGUUAUUCAUAUAUAUGUUAUUAACCUUUUUAUUUUUAGGUAGUUUUGUUUUUAGAUUAUAUUUACAUAGUUAGCGUUUUGUACAUAAGACAUACUUGUAAUAUAUAUAAUGUUUUGGAUUGACAUAUAAACCCAAAAAACUAAAA
This is a messenger RNA of Diabrotica virgifera virgifera (western corn rootworm), 11621 nucleotides long. RefSeq names its product KH domain-containing protein akap-1 (gene spoon). The transcript is spliced from 6 exons. Bases 285 to 2033 code for a protein of 582 amino acids. The record is from RefSeq and is a predicted model, not a curated record. Gene Ontology annotation, molecular function: RNA binding. NCBI's taxonomy places the organism in Eukaryota, Metazoa, Arthropoda, Insecta, Coleoptera, Chrysomelidae.